This is a messenger RNA of Hordeum vulgare subsp. vulgare (domesticated barley), 1212 nucleotides long. RefSeq names its product mitochondrial import inner membrane translocase subunit TIM17-1-like. NCBI's taxonomy places the organism in Eukaryota, Viridiplantae, Streptophyta, Magnoliopsida, Poales, Poaceae. The transcript has a single exon. Gene Ontology annotation, molecular function: transmembrane protein transporter activity. Bases 277 to 954 code for a protein of 225 amino acids. Gene Ontology annotation, cellular component: TIM23 mitochondrial import inner membrane translocase complex; mitochondrial inner membrane. The record is from RefSeq and is a predicted model, not a curated record. Gene Ontology annotation, biological process: protein import into mitochondrial matrix.
UUUUCUCUCCGAUCUGUAUUUUGGAUUCAGUUCAGAAAUUUCCCCUUGCUGUUUUAAAGUUCGAUCCGGUUUCUCUCUUAGCUUAUUUACUUGGUGAUGCAGCCGUCCGCGGUUAGGACUUAGGAGUCCAUGUCGUGUACAUCAAGAAGCCUUAUUACCUCCUCAUUAUCAGAGACGAUCGAUCGCGUUAUAUAUACUCUCGUUCCAAACCCAGGGAAGAUUUUAGUUCACCCCACAACGCAUCGAAUCUUCAGAUAGGGUUACGUAGCUAAUACUAUGUCCGCUUCUGUCUCCGAGAAAGAUCUCUUCGACAGAGAUCCGUGCCCAGGCCGCAUCAUUGAUGAUGCAGGAAGUGGAUUCGCCAUCGGUGCUGUGGGAGGUUCCAUCUACCACUUCCUCAAGGGCCUUCGUAACUCGCCCAAUGGUGCACGAAUUAAUGGCGGCAUGCAGGCCGUAUGCAUGAACGGCCCGCGAGUCGGUGGUAGCUUUGCUGUGUGGAGCACCCUCUAUUCCACCUUCAACUGCACCUUAGUCUACGUGCGCCAGAAGGAGGACCCCUGGAACUCCAUCAUUGCUGGUGCCUCCACAGGAGGGUUUCUCUCCAUGCGGCAGGGCGUCAAAGCUGUAGGCCGCUCGGCACUCAUCGGCGGCUGUUUCUUCGUCCUCCUAGAGGGCAUUGGCCUCAUGGCCCACCGUGUCGCACCGCAGAUCCUCCCGCCGCUCCCUGCCGAUGAUCCAAACAUGGCCGCCACCAUCCCGGUGGGAGGAGGUGGCUUCCCAGGCAUGCCCCAGCCUUUCGUGUCCCCUGCAGAGGUCGUGAACUCAAGCAGUGCGGGUAGCUGGUUUGGUGGCCUCUUCGGCAAGGAGGAGAAGAAGCCCAGCGGCAGUGCUGGCAUGUCAGAGAUAUUAGAGAGCUUCGAGACGCCCAGCCCUCCGAUACCAUCGUUUGAGUAGAAGUGAAAGGAAGGUGCAGUGUUUGUUUGACUGCUCUGAUCUGUAUUUUGGACUCCUUUCCGGAAAGGGUGUUCUUUUUAAGUUUGAUCCACUCCUUGUUUCUGAUACUUUUACCAGAUUAGGCGGCAAUAAUUUAUUUAGGUGUGUCUGUUUUAAAUGAUUCUGCCGCCGAGUUUUUCUUGCUUAUGCAACAUGCCACUUUAUUUUUAGUAUAUACCUGCCCAUGCUGUAUAAUCAAGAAGCCUUAUUAGCUUCCAA